AUGUCAUCAAGAGCAUUAAGAAAGUUAAAAAAAGUCAAAGAUGACUUUGAAGAGGAGGUAGUAGACGAUGUAGAUGAACAAGAGGAAAGUGAAGAGGAAAUUCAAGUUUCAUCAAGUAAAUCAAAGAAAAAGUCAACUGCUUCAAGCUUUUCAAUGUUGAAUCUUGAUGAUGAUGAUGAUGAUGAUGAUAACAAUGACAAUGAAGAUAAAGAUCAAGAUCAAGAUGAAGAAGAUGAAGAUGAUAAUGAUAAACAAUCAAAGAUAAAGUCAAAACAACAACAACCAAAUAAUAAUAGUAAUAAUAAUAAGAAAAAGAAGAAACAACAAAAGAAGAAAUCAAAGACAAAUAAUAAUAAUAACAACAACAAUAACAAUAGUAAAAACAAUAAUAAUAAUAAUAAAGAUGAUAUAGAUAAACUUGUAAAUGAAAUAACCUCUACAAUUACAAACAAUAGUUUUCAACAGAAUGAAGAACAAAAGAAAUACAGAGAGAUACUAUCUGUAGAUCCAAAACAUCUAAACGCAUCGAACGAAUUGAAAAAGUUAUUUGGUUGUAAAGUUAGCGAUAUGAAAGAGAUGAAGAAAAAGAAUAGCAACGUUCAUACCAAUGUCAAUAUGAUGAAGAAGAAGAGUUGGAUGUUCGUCGCGCCGCAACAAGAGUGGCCGGAGAUCAUUCAGUCGUUCGUAAUGGAACUCGAUCGUACCGAGGGCGAUGUAAAUUACUUUACCAUUAGGUGGAGUGAUAGCUAUCGUCGGCUGCAAGAGGAUUUCUACGAGGUGUUGGCAUCGCACGAUCCAAUGCACAUCGCCGAACUCCUACGUUAUCAUCCGUACCACGUCGAUUCACUACUCCAACUCAGCCAGGUGUGUCUGCAAACCGCUGACUACCAACACGCCGGUGACUUUGUAGAACGUGCCAUCUUUGCAUUCGAAUACUGUUGGCAUCAUCUAUUCAACCCAACCUCUGGAACAUCCAGACUUGAAUAUAAACAUCAAGAAAACAAAACAUGUUUCCUUUCAGUGUUUAGACAUAUUCAAAUCUUAGGUAGAAGAGCAUGUCCAAGAACUGCAUUGGAGUUUUGUAAGGUAUUGUUGUCUUUGGACUAUAGCGAUCCUUUGUUUGUUAGAUUGAUUAUAGAUUAUUAUGCGCUGAAAUCGAAGCAAUAUGAAUAUUUGGUGGAGCUUUAUACAAAGGUUGGCAAGUUGACUCCAUCGAUGACACAGACAUUGGAUUUGUUACCGAAUUUCUGUUAUAAUGGUGCUUUGGCUCAGUUUAUGUUGGUUGGUAGUGGCGGUGGUAACAAUGAAGAUGCCGCUGAUAAACUGCUACAGAAGGCGUUGAUCAGAUUCCCAAUGGUUUUGAAACCAUUGCUUCAGAAGCUGCAGGCAAGUCUGAUGAUCGUUAAAGAUGGCAAGCCAUUCAACUUGGAGGAACAUCCAUACUUUAAGUCGACGAACGAGUUGUUGAAACCGGUGGAGCAUCUCAUCGCUUUGUACGUGGAGCGUAAUCAUCCACUGUGGAAACAACAGCCGACAACGAUCGAGUGGUUGAAGAAGAACGUCGAGCAGGUGAUAAAGUUGGUCGAUGCCAAGGACAAGGCGGUGGAGGAAUCGGUACAGCUGGUGCUGAAGGAAUAUAGUGUUGUCGACCAGUCGGUGUUUGACCAUCUGUUCCUCUCGGAGUACUCGGAUGUCGUGCAGCGACUGCCACCCGACGUCAUUGAGAUGAUGAGAAACGAGGGAUUCAACAAUAUCGAACCGCCAAGAGGACAGGAUCCACGACGUGGAAUCGGUGCUGGCUAUCAGGUGUAUCGUGCACCGCGAGUCAUUCAACAACGUCAGCAAGUAGUUCAACAGCAGCAACAACAAACAAUGGAACAACGAUUCAUGGAACAACUACAACAAAUACAACCAAACAUCGAUCCUAACAACCCACUACUAGGAUUCAUACAAUCACUAUUCCCAUGGAAUGCACAACAACAGCAACAACAAGGAGGUCAACCACAAGCUGCAAGAGGAUUCUUGGAUGAUUAUGUUGAUAUGAUUUAUGAUGAAGAUGAGGAUGAUCAACAACAACAACAAGGUGGUCAACAACAACAACCAAGAAACAAUAGACAAAGAAGAAGAUAG
Heterostelium album PN500 is the source of this 2130-nucleotide messenger RNA. It is a transcript of the gene tcf25, whose product is annotated as transcriptional repressor TCF25 family protein. The transcript is spliced from 4 exons. Lineage: Eukaryota; Evosea; Eumycetozoa; Acytosteliales; Acytosteliaceae. The record is from RefSeq and is a predicted model, not a curated record. Gene Ontology annotation, cellular component: RQC complex. The coding region runs from base 1 to 2130 and encodes 709 amino acids.